Molecule: messenger RNA, 393 nt
Organism: Gongylonema pulchrum
Lineage: Eukaryota; Metazoa; Nematoda; Chromadorea; Rhabditida; Gongylonematidae
Source: the annotation of a GenBank genome assembly
AUGCACAGUUCUAAAGACACUCUGUCACGAAGUAACCCAUUGCUUGAUCAGGUGCGGAACGGUGUGCCGGGCCUCUCGAUUGGGGUUUCGCGCAACGGGCGCUGCAUCUGGAAGGAGGGCUUCGGGUACGCGGACGUGGAGCAGCUGGUGCCGUGCACAAGUGAGACGGUGAUGCGAAUUGCCAGUAUCAGCAAGCCGGUGACUGCAGCUAUCGCAGCUCGCUUGGUUCAGGACAAGAAGCUUGCUCUGGAUGCUGCUGUUCAGGAGUACGUGCCCGAUUUCCCCAAGAAGAAAUACAAUGGUAAGGAUGUUGUGAUAACGAUCCGUCAACUUCUCAGCCAUACAAGUGGCAUCAGACAUUACAAUAAGAGGGCCUUCAUUACACCAAACUAA